UUUGGAGUGAAUUAUAUUAAUUUCAGAGAAGCACACCCAAUGGACUCCAUGCACCUUACAAAAACGCUCAUUUUUCAUUUAACUCGAGUUAUUUUCUUCAGUCUAGUUGAGUUUAAAAUGAGCUUUUGCUGGAAGAGGACAUUUCUUAUCUCCGGUUGUCACUGUUUAAGUGAGUUUGUGUGCAUAUUUCUACCCCAGCCCCAGUUUUAGACCAGUUUAGAUGUCUCUUAAGGCAGUUUUAGCUUUGGAAACCAUCUAAAGUACCAGCAAAAGCCUUUCUAAUACAUGUUUUUGUACAUUAGUUCUGCGAAGCAGCCGACCUGAAUCGCUUGUUCAUUAUACAACUUAUGAAACUUGAGAGCACAUCCCAGUGGAGAUCCGGCUGUGCUUGCUUACAUUUGGUUCAUGACUUAAAAAAUCGAGUUCAGGAGUGAUUCCUGACGAGUCGAAGGCUCUGUCACUGCUCGCCCCAGCCAAUGCCAUCGCAGGAUUGCUACCAGGGGGAGGGCUUCUGCCCACGCCCAACCCGGUCACAUCUAUUGGUGGAGUUGGUCUUGGUGGUCUUGGAGGGCAUAACUUGGAUCCUAUGGCAGCCUUGGCCAUGGCAGCGCCCAACAUGAAUCCUCAGUCUUUGUCAGCUGAGCAACUUAUGAAAAUAAUGGCAUCCAUUGACCCCAAGCUGAAUCCUCUCGCUGCUGGGCUAAACUUGACACCUGGAUUGAAGGCAGACGCUUCUAAUAAAGAGAUCGAAGAGGCCAUGAAGAGGGUGAGAGAGGCACAAUCUCUGAUCUCAGCUGCCAUCGAACCUGGAAGUAAGAAGGACGAUAAACGGAAGCGCUCGAGAUCCAGAUCCAGACGCAGGAGGUCCCGGUCCCGUUCAAGACACAGGCGUUCUAAGAGUCAUUCCAGACGGCGGUCUCGCUCCAGAAGCCGUAGGAGGUCAAAAAGCCCCAGAAGGAGAAGGUCUCAUUCCAGGGAUCGCACCAGACGCUCCCGGUCCAGGGAUCGAAGGAAGGAUGAGAAAACCAGGAAGCGUUCAAAAACGCCACCGAAGAGCUACAGCAGCGCCAGACGGUCACGCAGUAUCAGCCGUAAACGGCACAGGAGAAGUCGCAGCAUCUCUCGUUCACCAAAGAAAUUACGAUCUCCCAAGAGAAAACUGUCCCGCUCGCCGUCUCCACGCAGACAUAAGAAAGAGAAAAAGAAGGAUAAAGAUCGCGAGAGAGACCGCGACCGAGACAGGAAAGAUGAUCGGGACAGAAAUCGGGACAAAAGAGAACGUUCCACCAGCAAGAAGAGCAAAGACAAAGACAAGGAGAGAGACCGGAAGUCAGACAGUGAUAAGGGAGAUGUAAAGGUGACCAGGGAUUACGAUGAGGAGGAGCAGGGCUACGACAGCGAGCAUGAGGACGAGCGAGAGAGGAACUCUGAUGCCGCAUCAUCCCCGCAGGCUAAAGAGCCACUAGCAGACAGCGCAGAUGAUGCGGGACACGGAGAGUCGGACGGCAACAGUGAAGACCAGCGAGACGAAGACAUGGACAUGAGCGACUGAAAACAGCCCAAUCCCACUGAUCAGUGUUUCUCUUAUUGUUAAAUAGAGUUUGGAUCGAGGAAAGCUUCUCCUACAUCAGUCCGACAGCUCUUUCCUCUCUGAACGGAUUCAUUCCUUUUUUUGUUCAUUUUUUAAUCUCCGCAUCCUCAGAAUCUGCUGUGUUCACUGGUUCAUGCUCGUGUUAAAUAUGUACUCCCAAGAUUUUAGAGCCGUUUUCUUUACUUGCGGCUAACGUGGAACGGUGUUAUACAAUGUUCAACUUCACCCUGACAAAUAAAACCAUUCGUAUGUCGGUUUGCAGUUUCUAUUUAAAGCAAUUAUCUUCUAAUUAAAAGUGCUUGGAAAACAAGCAGUUUUUCUUUCUUUUUUUAGAAAUGUCAUUGUUUCUUUUUAUAUUUAGCCUGAGUUAGAUGUAAUACGUUUGUCUUUUUAAAGUUGCAUAUUGGAAAUGCACGUAAACUGGAUUACUCUUCCCGCAGGUUAUGGCUGUUGAUGAGUUGAUAUCAGUUCAGGUUUAUCUGUUGCAUUGUGUUUUUCUGUAGUGAACACACAAACACCCUUCAUUAUAGAUUAGUUUGCGAAGAAACUGAUUUAUCUCUACUGUUUGCAAUGUUACAAAUUGAAAAUAAAACUUGAUACAAAAUU
This is a messenger RNA of Myxocyprinus asiaticus (Chinese sucker), 2197 nucleotides long. Its product is annotated as serine/arginine-rich splicing factor 11-like. Gene Ontology annotation, cellular component: nucleoplasm. Lineage: Eukaryota; Metazoa; Chordata; Actinopteri; Cypriniformes; Catostomidae. The coding region runs from base 587 to 1552 and encodes 321 amino acids. The record is from RefSeq and is a predicted model, not a curated record. Gene Ontology annotation, molecular function: RNA binding. The transcript has 12 exons.